CCAGGCGGUGUGCCUCCCAGCCCGACGCCCCCGCGCCCGCGCGCGGCGCGGCUCGCACCCCCCCCGCCUGGCGCCGCGCGAGCGCGCGCCCCCGCCGCCCCUGGCAGCAGCUCCCGCGGCCCGCCCGAGGACCCGCCAGCCGUGGGCGCUCCCGGCGGCCCGUGCCCGCAGACCCUGGGUCGCGCUGACCCUGCGCAGGCCGGGCCGCCCGCUCCGCCGCGCAGGCGGCUGGCCGAGGCCGGGUCGACCAUGGUGCGGUGCCAGGAGGUGCCGGCCAGCGAGGCGGUCGUCGGCAGCUCGGGCUUCCCGCGCGACAGGAGCGAGCGCAAGCACCGGUUCGUCCUGUCGCACCCGUGGCUGUCCAAGGAGCACCCGGACCCGGGCGGGACGAAACUGCAGAGAUUGGUGCAGCAGGUCGACUUCCUCGACGCGUCCGACGACGACGCGAUCUUCGUCGAUUACAUGGGGCUCCCGCAGUACAACCAGCAGGACGCGGAGUAUCGGCGCCUAGAGCUGGAGGGCAAGGUGCCCAAGCCUGGUGAGCACCCUGCAGACCGCACAGAGGAGGAGGAGACGUUGUUCAAGAAGGCCCUCGGCUCGAUGGAGAUGAUCUACAGCGUGGGCAACACACCUGUGAUUGUCCUGCCCAUGAACGACGAGGUCGCUGCUGGCACAGAGUACUUUUCCCGCGGCUGGUGUUUUUUUGAGUUUCCCUCGCGUUCAGCUUCGGCAACAUAGCGAACGCUGAGAUCCUCUUCCGGCAGACCUUGGGCAAGAAGGUGGAGCAUCGGUGACAUUAGCUCGGAAUGAGGAAG
This is a messenger RNA of Prorocentrum cordatum, 815 nucleotides long. The record is from the annotation of a GenBank genome assembly. NCBI's taxonomy places the organism in Eukaryota, Dinophyceae, Prorocentrales, Prorocentraceae.